AUGAGUCGUGCCGCUCGUGCAUGUCGUUUCCAAGCAGCUAGAACUGCUUGCCAAGUCGGAUUUCUCCUCUUUCUUCGUCAUUGGAAUCAUGGGAUUAUUGCACUUUGGGAGGGUUGUUGCCGAGGUGUAAGGAGAAAUCCGACUUGGCAAGCAGUUCUAGCUGCUUGGAAACGACAUGCACGAGCGGCACGACUCAUAUUAAUCGCGUGUGCUCCAGGUUUCUCCACCUCGACUAAUACUCCGCACUCGCCUCCGCAUUUGCAACCAUGUGGGCGAACUGGGUUGUCCGUACCUACGAGCUCGUGGGCCUCGUGGACUCUAACUUGCUUUGGUGUAGGAAGAGAGGUCUGUGUUGUCGACUUGGGGUGGAAGCUCGCUUGUGAAAGAAGGGAAGAUGGUAGCUAUAUAAAGAGCUACAAGGCUUCGCAACAAUGCAAUCAAUCAUGGGCCUCAGCACGUCUCCCAGACGCUCACGCAUCGUCGUCUCCCUCUUCGCAGCAGCAUCCCUCAUCUCGACCUCCUCAUGUCUCCCCGGCAUCCGCGAAGCCUGUUCCACACCCAACUCCAACAAGGCCCAAACGGAACUCUGGACCUGGGCAAUGUGACGGCCAGGCGCAACAGCACCGAGAACAUGGUGGGCGAGAAGCUGAUGACGCACUUCAACCUGGUCGGCGAGGUGCAAGACGUCGGCGUCGUGGCUGGUUGACACUCCUUCACGGACAACAUCGGCACUGGCUUCUCGGCAAACGAGUUCUCGCAGUGGCCAGAGAGCCUAGGCCUCGCCGCCCUGAGAGAUCCCGAGCUGGUGCAAACCUUCGCCGAAGUAGCAGCAGAAGAGUACAAAGCGAUCGGAAUCCGCUGCGCCCUGCACCCCCAAAUCGACCUCUCGACCGAACCCCGCUGGGCACGCAUCGGCAACACAUUCGGCGAAGACGCCGAGCUGACCUCGCAGAUGGUCGUCGCGUACAUCAAGGGUUUCCAAGGCGACAACGAUGGAGAACGGCGAGGACAGCCACUUCACCUACGGCAAGAACGCGACUACGAAGAGGUCGGCUUCUCCUUCAACCGGCAGAUCGUGACCGAGCUCCUGCGCGAAGAGCUCGGCUUCGAAGGCAUCGUGCGCGCCGCUCGUGUGCUGGACGCCGGCGUCGACCAGUUCGGCGGCGAGCAGCGAACCGAGCUGAUCGUCGAGCUCGUCGAGACAGGGCGCAUCGAAGAGUCGCGCCUCGACCGCUCCGUGCGCCUGCUGCUCAAGGAGAAGUUCGCCCUGGGCUUGUUCGAGGAGCCAUUUGUGGAUGUCGAGGCCGCCAAGCGCAUCGUCGGAAACCCGUACUUUGCUUCAAUGCUACGCUGCUCACUUCGCGCGGGCUGGAAGUCGUUGAGACGGUUGGAGAGGCAGAUCUUGCGCUUGUUCGCUUGCAAGCACCCUACGAGCCGCGUCCGGGUGGCUUUGAGGCCAACUACCACGCCGGAUCGCUCGAGUACAAUGCCACCGAGAAGGCGCGCCAGGCCGAGAUCUUCGCCGCCGUGCCGACCAUCGUGGACAUCUACCUCGACCGCCCGGCCGCUAUCCCCGAGAUUGCCGAGAACGCCGCGGCGCUGCUCGGCCAGUACGGCGCCAGCCCCGACGCUUUCUUGGACGUUGUGUUCGGCAUCGAUGGCGCUGCGCCGCAGGGUAAAUUGCCUUUCGAUCUCCCUAGGAGCAUGGCUGCUGUGGAGGCUAGUAUGGAGGAUGUUCCGUUUGACACUGAGGACCCUGAAGGCGGAAGACGGAAGACGGAAGACUCGAGUGAAGUGAAGUGUGAUUCGAGCGGAAGCUUCCAUCCGAGCCAAACGAUAUCAAGGUCACGUGAUGAAGGCGAUGAACAUGGAACCUCUAGACGAUGA
Scutellospora calospora is the source of this 1887-nucleotide messenger RNA. Lineage: Eukaryota; Fungi; Glomeromycota; Glomeromycetes; Diversisporales; Gigasporaceae. The record is from the annotation of a GenBank genome assembly.